CAUUGGUCUGCGCCUGGUCCGCCCCCGCCCCGCUCGCCCUAUCAGCAGGAGCCGUUCCCGAAGUCAUCCCAGCGCCCUCCUCUCCUGGCCCAAAGGAGAAGCCAAGGAGCUCCUUGGAGGGCUCUGCGGGGCUCGGGGCGCCCGGGGAGCCCCGAGGGCGAAUGCUCCGGGCCGCGCCUCGGGAGCCACGGCCGGCUCCUCCGCAGCCCGGGGAGCCGAGGAGAUGAAGGAGGAAAACCUUUCCCCGGGGUCCCCCGAGGGCAGCGCGGCCACCAGCGAGGACGAGGCCGAGCGGCUGCCCAGGAAGAGCGGCCGCAAGCGCGGGCAGGGCCCCGGCGGAGCCCCCUCGCCCCAGGGCAAGCGCAGCCGGCGCAGCCCGGCCCCGCAGCCCCCCGAGGACGCCCACGCCCAGCGCGUCAUCGCCAACGUGCGGGAGCGCCAGCGCACCCAGUCCCUCAACGACGCCUUCGCCGAGCUGCGCAAGAUCAUCCCCACGCUGCCCUCGGACAAGCUCAGCAAGAUCCAGACGCUCAAGCUGGCCGCUCGCUACAUCGACUUCCUGUGCCAGGUGCUGCAGAGCGACGAGCUGGACCACAAGGUCGCCACCAGCUGCAACUUCCUGGCCCACGAGAGGCUCAGCUACGCCUUCUCCGUGUGGAGGAUGGAGGGCGCCUGGUCCAUGUCGGCGUCCCACUGAGCCGGGGCACGGAUUUGUAGGAUUUUGGGACUCCCAGCCCAGCCUGACCCCACAGGAUGGAUUUGUAGGAUUUUGGGAAGCCCAGCCCAGCCUGACCCCGCUGUCUCCCCCCAGGUCUCCGCCUCGAUGGAAGCAGCUCCAGCACCCAAAACCCCACAGGAGCCUCCCUGGAGAGAGGAGGGAACGACCCCCAAACCCCGACAGCCCCGGGGACCCCAAAAACUUUAGGAAGGAGCCUGAGGGGGCCGCAGCAGGAGCUGCCUGGGGCUGCUUCGGGCGCUGCUGGAGGAACUCGGGGCCGGGAUUCAUUCAGGAAAGGAUUGAUCCCAAUUCCUCCUCCGGGACUGCCGGGAAGCCGAGCCCCUCGAGCAGGAAAAUCCCUCUGGGAUGAGGGGAAGGAAGGGCUGGAGCCCCCCAAGGAGCCCUCCCUGCACCCCGGGGGGCCCCCGCUUUCAUCCCGCUCCGUGGGAUGUUCCAUGGAUUGUGUUCCCAUGGAUGAGGAUCCGGGGGGAUUUGGGGGCUGCUGACCCCCCCAGGGACCCUCGGCCACUCCUGCCCCGCAGAUGGAGCCUCAAGAACUCCUGGGUGGAACCCCAAAAUCCCUUGGGAUUUACUGGAAUCCAGGCUGGAGACGGAGCCAACGGGAAUUUGGGGAUUUUGGGAACUCUGAGGGGGUUUGGGCUCUUUUGGGGGCGGGGAAAGGACGAUGGAGGUGUUGGGGUGACAGAACAACCCCAAUAAAGCCCAGGGGGAAUUUCCCAAGGUUCAGUCCUUGUUUUUCCUAAGGAAAUGGUGCUGCCGGGUCCCCCCUGCACCUCCCUCGGCUGGGUAAUUUUAUUGGAAUCAGGCAAAAAAAAAUCAGGGUUUUUUGCUUGUUAUGGCAGAAAAAAGAGGGGGGAAAUCCCUUCCAGGGAGGCUGCAACAGGCCUGAGCUCCAAAUAUUCCAUGGAGAGGAAUUCCUGUUGGGAUCAGGUUUGGGGCGCACCAGAGAAUCCACGGAGGAGCCACAGGAAGGCCCAGAGUGACUUUUUCUGCCCAAUUCCCAAUUUUUACGUGCAGUGGGAGUGGAUUCUCUGCUCCGGGGACUCGAUUGCAGCCUUCAAAAAGCUCUGGAGGUGCUUAAAAAAGUGAAAAUUCCAUAAAAACAGGGCUGUGGUGGCUUCGUUCGGCGCCUCACGGGAAGGAUUUUACAGCUGAGAAACAAAAUCAGCUUCAGAAGUUAAAACCUUCUUUCAAAAAAUAAUUGUGCUUGAAAAAUAAAGGGCAAAAACUUA
Passer domesticus (house sparrow) is the source of this 1971-nucleotide messenger RNA. RefSeq names its product twist-related protein 2-like. The record is from RefSeq and is a predicted model, not a curated record. NCBI's taxonomy places the organism in Eukaryota, Metazoa, Chordata, Aves, Passeriformes, Passeridae. Gene Ontology annotation, molecular function: RNA polymerase II transcription regulatory region sequence-specific DNA binding; protein dimerization activity; DNA-binding transcription factor activity, RNA polymerase II-specific. The transcript is spliced from 2 exons. Bases 224 to 697 code for a protein of 157 amino acids. Gene Ontology annotation, biological process: developmental process; regulation of transcription by RNA polymerase II.